Molecule: messenger RNA, 537 nt
Organism: Marchantia polymorpha subsp. ruderalis
Lineage: Eukaryota; Viridiplantae; Streptophyta; Marchantiopsida; Marchantiales; Marchantiaceae
Source: the annotation of a GenBank genome assembly
CUUCCUGUCAGAAGAUGCUGCAUCGGAGGAACUGCCUCGCUGCUCUACGUUACGUCUACGGGCACAGGGCGUAUACGUCGCACUGGCCAUGCUUUCCAGCAUCGUCCGUCCGCGCGAGGAAGAGGAAGAAGGAUGUACACGGUACAUGUGCACUCAGAGCCUCGUGUCCUCUGCGCAUCAAAGAACGUCGUGGACUCGGGGGUCGAAAUCGCUCUUGCCUUCUCUUGCAAGCUGGACAAGAACUCACGUCGUACCAUGUUGAGGAUGGACCUGGUUCCCGCGCCGGCCCGACCAGUAGGAGGCCUGCCCGCGUGCCUGCCCGCCCGCCCGCGCUUGUGUGCCUGGAGUCCGGAAGGAAGCCCAUGAUACGAGGGCACGACGAGGCGGGGAAAGGAAAAAGCAAAGACGGGGAAGAGACAGGAAUCCGCCCGCAGCAGCAGCAGUUUCCUUCGAGUUUGGUGGUGGGGUUUAGUGAAUGAGCAGCAGCAGCAGGAGGUGGGGAAAGAGGAGAAAGGAGAGUUGAUUCGAGAGACGGCU